This is a messenger RNA of Pseudoliparis swirei, 3151 nucleotides long. RefSeq names its product acid-sensing ion channel 1B-like. Gene Ontology annotation, cellular component: membrane. The coding region runs from base 1 to 1116 and encodes 371 amino acids. The record is from RefSeq and is a predicted model, not a curated record. The transcript has 10 exons. Gene Ontology annotation, biological process: sodium ion transmembrane transport. NCBI's taxonomy places the organism in Eukaryota, Metazoa, Chordata, Actinopteri, Perciformes, Liparidae.
AUGACGGUGGAGACCUCCAUAAGAGUACUCGUGGUUCCUAGAGUCUUAAAAAGUAGGAUGGGAGCCAGAGCCUUCAGGUAUCAAGCUCCUCAAAACUAUAGCUGUACUGAAGAGAAAAGACCUGCAGCCGGGGCUUCAAGGAGAACAAUGGAGAGAAGGAAAACAAUGCACCUCUCUCAGGUCUUCACUCGCUACGGGAAGUGUUACACCUUUAACGCCGGCGGUGAUGGACGCCCCCCUCUCUUCACCACUAAGGGAGGUAUGGGCAACGGACUGGAGCUCAUGCUGGACAUCCAGCAGGAUGAAUACCUGCCCAUCUGGGGGGAGACAGAUGAGACUUCGUUUGAAGCCGGGGUCAAAGUUCAGAUCCACAGUCAGGACGAGCCGUCCUUCAUUGACCAGCUCGGGUUCGGAGUGGCGCCCGGCUUUCAGACGUUUGUUUCCUGCCAGGAGCAGAGGCUGAUCUAUCUUCCUCCUCCCUGGGGAGACUGCAAGGUGACGGCGAUGGAUUCAGACUUCUUCGACACGUACAGCAUCACGGCCUGCCGCAUCGACUGCGAGACUCGCUACCUGGUGGACAACUGCAACUGCCGCAUGGUGCACAUGCCGGGCGAUGCUCCCUACUGCACCCCCGAGCUGUACAAAGAAUGUGCUGACCCGGCUCUCGACUUCCUGGUGGAGAGAGACAACGACUUCUGUGUGUGUGAGACGCCGUGCAACAUGACCCGGUACAGCAAGGAGCUGUCCUUCGUCAAGAUCCCCAGCAAGGCCUCCGCCAAAUACCUGGCCAAGAAAUACAACAAGUCUGAGCAGUAUAUUAAAGAGAAUAUUCUGGUUUUAGACAUCUUCUUUGAGGCUCUCAACUAUGAAACUAUUGAACAGAAGAAAGCUUAUGAAGUGGCGGGACUUUUAGGUGACAUCGGGGGUCAGAUGGGGCUUUUUAUCGGAGCGAGCAUACUCACCAUCCUGGAGCUAUUCGACUAUCUUUAUGAGGUGAUAAAGUACAAGUUGUGUCGCUGCUCCGAUAAGAAGCAUAAGCACAACAACAACAACAACGACCAGGGGACGGUCCUGAGCGUUGACGAUGUCAAGUGUCACGUCGGUAACUUUCAUUAGGAGUCUCGAGGACUUUGUUCGUUGAGGGUUUUUUUCCGAGGCCGCGGGAGCGACCCGGAGGGGAAGUGUCUUGAGCCUGGAGAGAGUUUGUGAGUUCAGCGUGUGGCUGGAGGAGAGGUCAUGCACACGGCUGUGGAGAGCACACACAGCAGACAUGUUGUGAGGAGUAAAGCAAAUGAGACUAAGUGCAUGGUCGUCUGUAAACAGCUUCUGGAGACGUAACAGAUCCGGUGGAUGAACUGAUCCGAGGUCGGCGUGUGUUCAGUGAGUCAGCGUUAGAAAUCCCAGCUGUGUGUGGAGCUCUUUGUGAAAAUAUUUUAUGCGACGUGUUUGUUUUCACUUACGAGAUGUUAUUUAUUAAUUUUAAAUAUAUAUAAAUAGAGUUUCAUCGGCGUUGUUGUUCUUGACUUGUUCUUUUUUUUCCUCCUUUUUUUUCACCAACUUUCCAUUUUUUUAUAUUCAUGUCGCCCAACCUCGUUUCACGACCCACGUCUUCCCUCCGGAGCAUUUUGCCGAGUAAACUGUACUACCUCAUCUCGCAGGUUGACGGCGCCCUGAAGAAUUGACGAGCCGAGCAUUUGAUUAAUAAAAAGAAAGAAGUAAUUCUCAUGUUUAGAAAUGAGCAGAAUAGGUUGAGGAUUUUUUUUUGUUCUGGCCUUGAAGAGAGCCCAUGCACAUGUGCUGACAGGUCUUUACUUCAACGGUGUAAAUAUUAGCCACCAUGAGCUACAGCCCACAUCAGACACAGGCAUCCGAGUGGCCGCCAAUUCUGUUCUGUAUUGAGAGUAGUUUGAAUUUUGGGGAAUACGUCUUAUUUUCAGAGAGUUAGAUGAGAAGACUGAAACCAUUCACUCUCCGUAAAAUGUAACGCGACGGCCAGGAGCUGGUUAGCUUAGCUUAGCACAAAGAAUGUAAACAGGUGUUAAACAGCUGACCAGGUUGCAACAAAUCACAAAUAAAUAUCUUCCUUUAAGUCCAAACCCGUAAAACCGUGUGUGUCGUGUUUGCUGUAAUUGGACAGGCUAGCUGUUUCCCCCUGUUUCCAGUCAUUAUGCUAAGCUAAGCUAACUGGCUAUAGGCGUUCUCCACUCUCUCCUCUAGAGACCUAAAGCCUGUUUUUCUCAUAAUGCUGAACUUUUGCUUUCACGCACUUUUAGCAUUUUGAAGAACAUCCAACGAAAUUAGCUAAAAAAAUAUUUGAACAUGAUAAAGAGAAGUCUAAAUACACAGCAACGGCUAAAUUAAACACAGGUGUACAACCAGGUGCUACGUACUGUAUGAUUUAACUUCAAAUUCCCUUUUUAAUGAAAAUCCCUGGAUACAUUUAAAAACGCAUAUUUCCUGACAAGAGGCAAAAGAAUUGACAUUAAUCUAAGGCAGUGUCUUACAUGUGUACAUGUAGGUGCUGUUCAUCACAUGUAAGGGAAUUUUUCUUUUGUUUGUUUUUUUUGCAAGAAAAAACUAAUGAGUAUAAAUAUGUAGAAUGUGUUUUUCCAUCUUCUCGGGCUCUGAGUUGCAUGUAGCACUGACCAGUAGGCGCCUUAAGUGUGCUCCAUCAAUGAACAAGGUUUACUUCCAUCUGUCUGUUGAAUGUGAAUUUUUUUCUUCAUUUGUGUGUAUUUUUUAUGUUAUGUUGAAAAAUGAUUCAUAAUGCGACCUUCAUAUCCAAAACACUGAACCUGUUAUCAGUUGGUAAACAUGUCGGCUCUGGCAUGUUCAAUACUGGGUCUAUUCUAACUCUGUUUACAAAAAUCUAACAAUAUUCUGUUGCCGUUAAUCCACUUGCACUCAUUCCCAUUGAGAUCCGUGUUUUCUUAACAGGAAGUGGGAAAUGUAGUAGCUGUGUAGUGUUAUUAUCAAGCACAAUCAUUCCAUCAACCGCAAUGUAAUGUAAAUAUUGGAUAAUAAUCUCAUUAUUACGAUGGUCUGAUCUGUGUCAUGUUGUACUUGUUGUAUUUAGACUUUUGGGUAUCUCUUUCUGUAUAUAUGAUUGUACGUUUAUUUAUGAGAAGUAUAUUUAUCAAAUAUUAAAGUA